Messenger RNA from Sceloporus undulatus (fence lizard), 3386 nucleotides. RefSeq names its product calsequestrin 1 (gene CASQ1). The transcript is spliced from 11 exons. Gene Ontology annotation, cellular component: sarcoplasmic reticulum lumen. NCBI's taxonomy places the organism in Eukaryota, Metazoa, Chordata, Lepidosauria, Squamata, Phrynosomatidae. Gene Ontology annotation, biological process: regulation of skeletal muscle contraction by regulation of release of sequestered calcium ion. Gene Ontology annotation, molecular function: calcium ion binding. Bases 440 to 1627 code for a protein of 395 amino acids. The record is from RefSeq and is a predicted model, not a curated record.
UGGGCUGCGGCCGGUGGCUUUUCACCUUGGCUUUGGGAGCUCUGCGCCCCUCUGAGUGGUUGUCACCACCCUGAGCACCAGCAGGGGGUCAUAUCCACCAUUGCCUCCCCCUGUGUCAGCAAAGACCCCCGCGCCUCCAGCCUGGGCACCCUCGCCCUGCCAGCUGCCACCUUAAAGGGAGCCACAGGCUGAGGCAGGAGAGAAGGAGGAGAAGGAAGGAAGGAGGAGGAGGAAGAAGAGGAGGAGGGGAAGAGGAAGGGCAGAGGAGGAGGAGGGCUGCACAUCCCUGUCCACGGUUCUCCUUCUCAGGUUCAUCUUUCUGUGACUGCUGGAAGGAAGAGAGAGGACCACAGAGGGAUCCCUGGAGCAUCCCUGCCUCGACUCAUCUCCCUCUUUCCUUCUGGGAACCCAAAGUCCAAUAACGCCCAACCAGGUCAGGAUGAAGCGCUUGGGCCUGGUGCCGGCGGCACUGCUGCUGCUGGUGGCCAUGAUCCGCAGCCCUGUGGUUCGGGGCGAGGAGGGACUGGAUUUCCCCGAAUACGACGGCGUGGACCGGGUGGUGGACAUCAAUGCCAAGAACUACAAGGCCAUCCUGAAGAAGUUUGACAUCCUGGCGCUGCUCUACCACGAGCCGGUGGGGGACGACAGGGCCUCCCAGAAGCAGUUUGAGCUGGAGGAGCUCAUCCUGGAGUUAGCCGCCCAAGUCCUGGAAGAUAAAGGGGUCGGGUUCGGCCUGGUGGAUUCGGAGAAGGAUGCCGCUGUGGCCAAGAAGCUUGGACUGUCAGAGGAAGACAGCAUCUACGUCUUCAAGGACGACGAAAUCAUUGAGUACGAUGGGGAGUUCUCUGCCGACACUUUAGUGGAGUUUCUCCUGGAUGUCCUGGAGGAUCCCGUGGAGUUCAUUGAGGGAGACCAUGAACUCCAGGCCUUCGAGAACAUAGAAGAUGAGCCCAAACUGAUUGGAUACUUCAAGAAUGAGGACUCAGAACAUUACAAAGCGUAUGAAGACGCUGCAGAGGAGUUCCAUCCUUACAUCCCCUUCUUUGCCACCUUUGAUAGCAAGGUUGCCAAGAAGCUGUCCCUCAAACUGAACGAAAUCGACUACUAUGAGCCUUUCACAGAGGAACCGGUCACCAUCCCAGACAAGCCAAACAGCGAGCAAGAAAUUGUGCAGUUCCUGGAAGAGCAUAAGAGGCCAACCCUGAGGAAGCUCCAGCCAGACAGCAUGUAUGAAACCUGGGAGGAUGAUAUCGAUGGGAUCCACAUUGUUGCUUUUGCAGAGGAAGACGACCCUGAUGGUUAUGAGUUCCUGGAGAUCCUGAAGGACGUGGCCGAAGACAACACAGACAACCCAGACCUCAGCAUCAUCUGGAUCGAUCCAGAGGACUUCCCACUGCUGAUCCCUUACUGGGAGAAAACCUUCGGCAUCGACUUGAACAGGCCUCAGAUUGGUGUUGUCAAUGUGACAGAUGCUGAUAGCAUAUGGCUAGAGAUGGACGAUGAGGACGACCUCCCUUCCACGGAGGAGCUGGAAGACUGGAUUGAGGACGUGCUCUCGGGAGAGAUCAAUACAGAAGAUGAUGAUGACGAUGACGAUGACGACGAUGAUGACGACGACGAUGAUUAAAGUUUGACGCCUCCCAUUUUUUGCAAAAGGCGGACCCUGCCUGGGGAGGCCCACCUGCGUUGCCUCUUUUCCCAGAAUGCCAUGCAGGUGGCUGCCACCGCAGUUGCAUCUGGCCUGUACCAAUGCUCCGUGUGCCACCAAAUCCUCACGAGAACGUAUUUUUAUAUUGAUCCUAUUGACGUUAAAUGGUGUUCCCCCCGUCCCAUCCCAACCUCUGCCCACCAACAUCUCUAGGUGACCCUACUCUUCUGGGAAAUCUGGUUUGGCCAAAUAAGUUUACUCUUCACUCCCGUCCAUUUUGGGCUCCGGUGGAGCCUUCUCUCUGCGGUCCUCUAUCCCACAGGUGUGAGAGAGGUGCCCACCUUGCACAGUCGGUAGUCCACUUUGUAAUCAUGUCCGCCAGGUGAAUGUCCCAUCAUCUCCCAUUGCUGGGUGAGGGCUUCCUAAGCAGCCAGUCAAGAGUCCCAGUUGCAACCAUCGAGCAACUGGGAUUCCGUCAGAAUUUGGGAUUCAUGUGGAAACAUGGCCACUUGGGGGGCAAUCUGAGGACCGUGGCUGAUCCCAGAUGGUGAGGUGGAAGCCAUUCUUCAUGGGGGAGGGAUGGGAUUUGGAUGGUCCUUGCCAUUUGGCCCCUUGGAAGGUGGACCAGGCAGAGUCCAGCCUCCUGCCAUUUCCACAGCUCCACCGUCUCCUUGGCUUCCAACCAUUCAGCAACAUCUGCUCCCCAAAAACGCCUGCCUUGCCGUCUUGGGACACUGUCUAGGAAGACCAUGCAAUUGUUAGAAACCAUGCUAGGCUACAAAAUGUUGCCAUGUUGCGCAGAUUUUGGCUGGAAUCCAGUCAGCCAGUCCCAAGUGGAGUCAAGGGCUGAACAAUGAUGGAGGCAAAUCCACUUGUUUCCAAUGACUCUGAACUGGGUUCAGGCCUAUAACUCCUGCAACCGUCCAUUGGCCAAGCCAGGCAUGGGGGGACUGGAAAGCCUUUCAGUUCCCCAAAAUAAUAGUUCCUAGUUCUGUGCUUUUCUGGAAUAAGGUGGGGGUUCUGCGUCUGGGAACCAGUCGGACCCCCAACCCACCUCUUCCCAGGCACAUGCCCACCCCGAACUCAAUGGCCAGGGGCAGCAUGAUUUCUAAUAGAGAACUGUAGUCCAGCUGUGCCACCCUCUUCAGCUCCGAAACAAAAGAGGAAGGACAGCUGGCUACUUCCUUAGUGGUUCCCCAAAAAUGUUUCCCAUCUGAUUUCCUCCUUGACACCAACACAGACACACACAUUUCUCCUUUUUGCUCACAUCCAUUUUGGGGAUUUGGAGUGUUUAUCUAAAAGAACUGUUGCACUUUUUCUCUGCCAAAUUUAUGUAACUUUAGCUCCUAGACUUUGGAGGUGACCAUUUGGUCCUUUGUGGGGCAGUGGUUUGACUGUCGGACCACAACUCUUUGUCCCAGUUCAGCCACAGAAACCCACUGGGUGACUUUGGGCAAUAAGUCACACUCUCAACCUCAGAGGAAGGCAAAGGCAAGCCCUCUCUCCAAACAAAUCUGGCCACCAAAACUCACGAUAGAGUUGCCACGAGUUGGAAAUGGUUGUAGUAGCAACCAAUUACAGCUCAAUCCCUGUGUUUCCUUUGGGGAAAGGGUUGGGAAAGUGCGGGGGAUCUGCGCUGCACAGCCGAUGGGGGGAUAAUGUACAAUUUGUAUAUUUUUCAACAACUUUGUACAGAUCAAACAAAGCAAUUAAAAAAACUUAUCUCAAACAACCAUCA